AUGAAUCUAAUAUACCUGGAUUCUCACGCAGGAAAGCACAUCCAACUACCAACCCAGCACCUAGACAAAACCCAGCCACUCCCCAGCCACAUCCUCAGUCACACCCAACACCACCCCUCUAGCUACUCUCACCCCCCCCCCCAGCCAACCCCGUCCAGCAACACACGCAUCCAGCAACCCUCUCAGCCACCCCCUCCACCCAGCAACACCCCCUUCAGCAACACCCCUCACCCCCCCCUCCAGCCAGUAACACCCUCCAACCAGCACACCCCCCAGCCAGCAACACCCUCCACAGCAACACCCCUCAGCCAGCAACACCCCCCAGCCAGCACACCCCCCAGCCUCAACACCUCCAGCCAUCACGCCCCCUCCAGCAACACCACACCUGACCAACCCCCACAGCCAGUAACACCCUCACACCAGCAACACCCCUCAACCACCCCCCAGCCAGUAACACCCUCCAGCCAGCAACACCCCUCACCCAACCACCCCCACCAUAAACACCCUCAGCCAGUAACACCCCCUCCAGCCAGUCAACACCCUCUCAGCCAGCCCCACCCUCCAGCCAAUAACACCCCCCAGCCAUCAGCCAUCCCCUCCAACCAGCAACGCCCUCCAACCAGAAACGCCCCCUCCAGCAACACCCCUCAGCCACCCCCUCCAGCCAGUAACACCCCCCAGCCAACAACACCCUCCAACCAGAAACGCCCCCUCCAGCAACACCCCUCAGCCACCCCCCUAGCCAGCAACACCCUCCUCCACCACCUAGUCAGCCAUCCCCUCCAGCCAGCAACACCCCCUCCAGCCACCCCAAUCCCUACUUACUACCCUGCUACAUCCAACUACCCACCCAGCCACCCAGAUACACCCCGACCAGCCAACCAGCCAAACCCUGAACAGCCACCUAGUCACUCUCAACCUACCAUCCACCCCCGCCUACCCAACCACACACAACCACCUAACCACCCAGCCAUACCCAACCAGCCACCUAGCCACACCCACCCAGUCACAUCCAACCACACCCCCACCCCCAACCAACCAGCUACACCCAGCCACACUCAACCAGCCACACCCAGCCACACUCAACCAUUCAUCCAGCCACACCCACCCAGCCAAACACAACCUUCCAUCCAGCCACACCCAAUCACCCCCACCCCGCCACACCCAACCACCCAUCCACACCCACCCAGCCACACUUAUCCACCCAAUCACUCCCCCACACCCACCCACCACACCCACCCAGCCAUCCAACCACACCCAACUUCCCACCCAGCCACCCCCAACCACCCAAUGGCAGCCUCACCCAGCCACACCCACCCACACCCAUCCAGCCAAUCAGCCUCUCAUCCCUUACACCCAGCCAAACACAACCUUCCACCCAGCUACACCCAAUCACCCCCACCCAACCACACCCAGCCGCAUCAACCAACCACCCAGUCACACCCAACCAGCCGCAUCCAACCAACCACCCAGUCACACCCAACCAGCCACAUCCAACCAACCACCCAGUCACACCCAACCAGCCACAUCCAACCAACCACCCAGCCACACCCAACUAAUCACCCAGCCACACCCAACCAACCACACCUAACCAACCACACCCAACCAGCCACACCCAACCAGCCACACCCACCCAGCCACACCCAACCAGCCACCCAGCCACAUCCAACCAACCACCCAGUCACACCCAACCAGCCACAUCCACCCAGCCACACCCAACCAACCAGCCACAUCCAACCAACCACCCAGCCACACCCAACCAGCCACAUCCAACCAACCACCCAGUCACAUCCACCUAGCCACACCCAACCAACCACCCAGUCACAUUCAACCAGCCACCUAGCAACGCAGCCGCACCCAACUAACCAACCACCCAGCCACACCCAGCAACACUUAACCACCUACCCCCACCCACCGCCACCCAGCCACACUCAUACACCCAUACCAAACCACCCAACCAGUCACCAAGCUACACCCACCCAGCCACACUCAGCCACCUACCCCCAACCACUCAGCCACACCCAACCAGCCACAACCAACUACCCAACCCCAACCUUGCCACCCAGCCAUACCCAACCAACCACUCAGCCACACCCUACCAGCCACCCAGCCAACCACCUAGUCACACCCGACCACCUACCCCCACCCAGCCAUGACCAGCCACCCACCCACACCCAACCACUUACAUUCAGCUACCCAACUACCUACCCAGCCACACCCACCCAACCACUGAACCACUUACCCACACCUAACUACCCACCAAGCCACCCAGUCACGCACACCCACACCAACUACCCACCUAGCCACACCUAA
Molecule: messenger RNA, 2313 nt
Organism: Penaeus indicus
Lineage: Eukaryota; Metazoa; Arthropoda; Malacostraca; Decapoda; Penaeidae
Exons: 7
Coding region: 1-2313 (770 amino acids)
Source: RefSeq, a predicted model, not a curated record